Messenger RNA from Candoia aspera, 1225 nucleotides. RefSeq names its product serine/arginine repetitive matrix protein 1-like. Bases 1 to 1113 code for a protein of 370 amino acids. Lineage: Eukaryota; Metazoa; Chordata; Lepidosauria; Squamata; Candoiidae. The record is from RefSeq and is a predicted model, not a curated record. The transcript is spliced from 4 exons.
AUGGCCCAGAGUUCAGACUCUGACUCUGAAGAAGCUGCUCCAACUGAACCAGUAGAAUGUCAGCCUCAGGAGACACUAAGCCAGGAAUUACCUGAGACUGAUCAAACACAGACACCAACAGAACAGCUGGAGCAGUCAGAUGAUGACAUAUGGCCUCCAAGCCCUCAGACUCGAAAAGAGGACGACGGCACCGCUGUGGGGAGGACAAGCUGCGGGGCUAAUCCUCCGCCGCACAAGGAUCGGAGGAGCCAGGCUUCGGAGCAGCCCCGCACACUAGAAGCACCAGGAGGGGCAGCGGCUGGCGUUGGCAGAGCCCCUACCUCCACCCGCUCUCGCGCGCCGGCUGCGCGGUCGGCCAGGAUUUGCCUUGUUGCGCGAAGAUUCCGCCUCCCCCAGCCCGAAACGGGCGCGCGCUUCCCCCACCCCCGGCUGCACCUGAGGAGAGGGGGAAAGCCAGGCAGACCGCCUUCCCACGCGAAACCCCCUAAAGCAGAGAAAAAGCGGCGAGAUAAGCCCGGCCGGCCGGCCCCUUUGCCGGCAGCUCCCGGGCAGCCCUCGAGGGUGACUCACGCUGUCUCAGUAGUCCCUGCGACGUGGGCAGGCAAGCGCAGGAGCCCCAAGCCCCUUUGCACUGAGCAACAUCCCAGGGGCUGCCCAGCGUCAGGAGAAGGAGGCGGCGGUGGCUACGGCGACCAAGCGCGUGGAGCGAGGCCGGGAAGGACUGGGAAGACGAGGCUCUUCUGCGCUCGGCUCUGGCUCUGGCUCCGGCUCCGGCUCCGGCUUGGCAGGCUGGCAGAACAUGCGGCUGCGCCCGAGCCGCCUAUAGCCCGGAGCGAGCAAGCGAGAGGAAGGAACGCGCGAACCCGCCCCCGUCGCGGGGGAGGGGGAGCCCCGAAGAGGCCACGUGCGGCAGCACCUGCGGCCGCCUCCCGGCCCGUCCCCCGCCACAAACUUACGCAUCGAGGGAAAGGCUCGCCGAGCAACCUCUCGCCCUUCUUUGGGGUAUCUGUUCGGCGCCCCUCCACUUCCCAAUCAACACCCAGAGGCACCUGCUUCCUGCAGAGCGAGAAUUCCGCCCGGGUCUUCCAAGUCACCUAUCCCACCGGUAUCUGAGGUGGUAUAUGGGCAUCAACUCACAAACAUUUUGAUUUAUGCAGUGAAAAUGCACAGCUUUCAGGUGAAAUGUAGGCCUCUGUUUUGCAACAAGUUGAAGAAAGAAAGAAUG